GCCCAGCCAAGGGGGUCCCCGGAGCCGGCCGCGAUGGACGCCGUCUUGGAGCCCUUCCCGGCCGACAGACUGUUCCCCGGAUCCAGCUUCCUGGACUUGGGGGACCUGAACGAGUCGGAUUUCCUCAACAAUGCGCACUUCCCUGAGCACCUGGACCACUUCGCGGAGAACAUGGAGGACUUCUCCAACGACCUGUUCAGCAGUUUCUUUGAUGACCCCGUGCUGGAUGAGAAGAGCCCUCUGCUGGACAUGGAACUGGACUCCCCCACGCCAGGCAUCCAGGCCGAGCACAGCUACUCCCUGAGUGGGGACUCUGCGCCCCAGAGCCCCCUCGUACCCAUCAAGAUGGAAGACACCACCCAAGAUGUGGAACAUGGAGCCUGGGUGCUGGGACACAAAUUGUGCUCCGUCAUGGUGAAGCAGGAGCAGAGCCUGGAGCUGCCUGUGGACCCUCUGGCCGCCUCCUCAGCCAUGGCUGCCGCUGCCGCCAUGGCCACCACCCCGCUGCUGGGCCUCAGCCCCCUGUCCAGGCUGCCUGUCCCCCACCAGGCUCCAGGAGAGAUGACUCAGCUGCCCAUGAUCAAAGCAGAGCCCCAGGAGAUGAACCAGUUCCUCAAAGUGACACCAGACGACCUGGUGCAGAUGCCUCCGACGCCCCCCAGCAGCCAUGGAAGUGACAGUGACGGCUCUCAGAGUCCCCGCUCUCUGCCCCCUUCCAGCCCUGUCCGGCCCAUGGCCCGCUCCUCCACUGCCAUCUCCACCUCUCCCCUCCUCACAGCCCCACAUAAAUUACAGGGGACUUCGGGGCCACUGCUGCUGACGGAGGAGGAGAAGCGCACCCUGAUUGCUGAGGGCUACCCCAUCCCCACGAAACUGCCCCUCACCAAAGCCGAGGAGAAGGCCUUGAAGAGGGUCCGUAGGAAAAUCAAGAACAAGAUCUCGGCCCAGGAGAGCCGCCGGAAGAAGAAGGAAUACGUGGAGUGUCUAGAAAAGAAGGUGGAGACAUUUACAUCAGAAAACAACGAACUCUGGAAAAAGGUGGAGACCCUGGAGAAUGCCAACAGGACCCUGCUUCAGCAGCUGCAGAAACUCCAGACUCUGGUCACCAACAAGAUCUCCAGACCGUACAAGAUGGCUGCCACCCAGACCGGGACCUGCCUGAUGGUGGCAGCCUUGUGCUUUGUUCUGGUGCUGGGCUCCCUCAUGCCCUGCCUCCCUGAGUUCUCCUCCGGCUCCCAGACUGUGAAGGAAGACCCCAUGGCCACUGACAGCGGCUACACAGCCAGUCAGAUGCCCUCCCGAAGCCUCCUGUUCUACGAUGAGGGGGCAGGCUCUUGGGAGGAUGGCCGCAGUGCCCUGCUGCCUGUGGAGCCCCCGGAUGGCUGGGAAAUCAAGCCCGGGGGGCCAGCAGAGCAGAGACCCCAGGACCACCUACAGCACGACCACCUGGACAGCACCCACGAGACCACAAAGUACCUGAGCGAAGCCUGGCCCAAAGACAUCAGUGGAAACGGCACCAGCCCCGACUUCUCCCACCCCAAGGAGUGGUUCCAUGAGAGGGAUCUGGGCCCAAACACCACCAUCAAGCUCUCCUAGGCCAUGCCAAGACCCAGGACACAGGAUGUACCCCCUGGCACCCCUGAAGAGGUUGUCUUGCUCACUGACCCGGAUCCGGCUUGUACCCCUGCCCCCUGGGGUACUAUCCCAGGAGAAAGGGUUCCAUUUCUCCCCAGCCCUUUUCUGCCCCAGAUCUUGACUGGGGCCUCUCCUCUCCCCCCACAUUUGGACUGUUCCCUUGGGCCAACCACUCCGCUCUCACCCUCCCUCCACAACCUUCGGUCCUUCUCAGAUAAACCACUCACUGGGCUACCCCCUCCUUUCUCAUAUUGACCAACAGGACCACUGCCCUCCCUGCCCCCUGCCCCCACACACACAAACACACACGUCAACAUGCCCAUACACACAUACACACCCUUCACCCCCCACUGUACAGAGACCAAGAACAGAAAUUGUUUGUAAAUAAUGAACCUUAUUUUUUAUUAUUGCCAGUCCCCUAAGAUAUUGUAUUUUACAAAUCUCCCUCCUACUUUCACCCCUCCCUUGUUUUAUAUUUUAUGAAAUUAGUGCGGGCUUUGCUGUUCCCUGGCCAGGGAAAGAGGGUUUCCCCCCCUCCUUGGCCUCCCCCUGCCGCUGCCCAAGCCGCUGGGCCUUUUUAAUUGCCAGAUUGCUUCAUCCAUCCGCUCAGCAUAUGCUUUAAGAAAGCAAAAUUAAAAAAAAAAAAAAAGAUGCAGCAUCAA
Messenger RNA from Miniopterus natalensis, 2297 nucleotides. RefSeq names its product cAMP responsive element binding protein 3 like 1 (gene CREB3L1). NCBI's taxonomy places the organism in Eukaryota, Metazoa, Chordata, Mammalia, Chiroptera, Miniopteridae. The record is from RefSeq and is a predicted model, not a curated record. Gene Ontology annotation, biological process: regulation of transcription by RNA polymerase II. Gene Ontology annotation, molecular function: cAMP response element binding; DNA-binding transcription factor activity, RNA polymerase II-specific.